This is a messenger RNA of Paraphaeosphaeria sporulosa, 796 nucleotides long. RefSeq lists its product as uncharacterized. The record is from RefSeq and is a predicted model, not a curated record. The coding region runs from base 150 to 641 and encodes 163 amino acids. The transcript has 2 exons. Lineage: Eukaryota; Fungi; Ascomycota; Dothideomycetes; Pleosporales; Didymosphaeriaceae.
CAAAAGUCGUUGCACUUCCUCCCGUCGCUCCAUUUGCUUUGCCAUCCCAAGCAGUUCACUCCUUUGCCUGCUCUUCACUUCCAAUUCCAUCAUCCUACUUAAUCGACACCUUUGCCAACCCCUGUCUUCCAAUACACUCUAUUAUCAAGAUGCGCUUCUCCCUCUUCGCCCUGGCCGCCGCGGCCACCCUCGCCGCCGCCCAGGACCUCAGCGACAUCCCCACCUGCGCCCUUUCGUGCUUUGCCAUCGCGGUCCCCGCCUCGGGCUGCUCCCUCACCGACACAACCUGCCAGUGCACCACCGGCAAGGACAAGAUCCAGGAGAGCAUCACCAAGUGUAUCCCCGACAAGUGCGAAGCCGCUGAUAUCGCGAAGGUCGCCCCCGCCGUCGCCAAGCUCUGCGCCGCUGCCGGCAUCACCCUCUCCGACCUGCCCACUGGCACCGCCGUUUCUGCGUCGGGCGCCAGCAACACCGCCAGUGCCACCGGCAGCGCGAGCAAGACUGCGUCUGGAAGCGCCAGCGCGACCUCCGGCGCUGCGUCGUCGACUGCCAGCGGUGCCGUGCAGGCGACCGGCGCCGCGGUCGCAAACGGUCUUGGGCUCGGCGCUGUUGUUUUCGGGCUUGCCGCUGCGAUGUUGUAAAUGAAUGUAGAGAAGGGAGGAAGGAAGUCCGGGGUGGGAGGUUUUUUGAUAUUCUACGUUCAGGGGCGCCGGCACUGCUGCCGUGGGGCGUUGUCCAAUUGAUACCAUUUCGUUGUUCGCUCGAAGUUUUUGAAGAAGAAAAUAUAUCAACAAUG